AUGGAACUAAUAUGAGAAUUGAAAAGAUAAUACCUACCCAUUCCGUGUACUCUCUUGAUUAACAUCAGCUAAGUAUUAAGGUCAUGGGCAUAAAAAUAAUAUGGUCUAACGUGUUUAUGAUUUACAGCACAUACCCGGUCUGCAGUUUAGCAGAUGCACUACUUGUCAUAGAGUGUUACACUGAGAGUUUAGUAUUUUCAUUUACCACCUAUGGUUUCUCCUCUGAAACAUUAUUUUCUCAGAUCUCUCUCUCUUCCUCUCUCUCUCUUCCCUUUUACUCUCCUCUCUGUCUCUCCCUGAGAAAUACUAUAUGAAAUCAUAUGUAGUAUCAUUUUAAAACUUGGGAGAUAAGGAAAUAAAGAUUGAAAAUGAUAGUUUUUCUUAGUUUCAAUUAGAUCAUUGAUAAAUUGUUUGUUUUAAGUUGUUUGAUAUUGAAUUGGAUAAAAAGCAGGUCUGUAAAAAUUACUAUAAGGGUGUAAGAAAAUACUGAGAAUCGAAGCAAAAAAUAUAUCCUUGAAAACUAUUUUAAAGUUGAAAUUGUAACUUUAAUAAGUUGAAAUUAAACCUUUUCACUGAACUUGGCUUAGUGAAAAGCAUUAUAAAGAGAAAAGCUACAAUAUCAUUAGAAAAUAUAAUGAUAGGUAAAGUUACAAAAUCCAAAAUUAUAAAGACAUAAAAUCCCUAAUGCUUUUGUAAUAUAUUUAAAGAGAUCUAAGUUUAACAAUAAUAUAAAUGAAUAUAAAUCAUCAUCAUCAUCAUAAGAGAUACACUUACUGAAUAUUUAUUAUAUUUCAGGCAUUUUCCCAGAUGCUUUAAUGAGAUACAGUAUUCUACACCCCCCACACCCCCGAAUUUCUCUCUCCCCAGGUCUCAGAAGGCCUCGAGUCCUGUCUAUAAGAUGCAACAUAAAAUCGUCACCUCUCUGGAAUGGAAAUGCUGCCCCGGCUUCAGCGGCAACAACUGCCAGAUGAAAGUCCAGGAGCAGCAUCAGCUGAUACACAACGCCCAGGCGGAGAGUCACGCAGCUGUUGGCCAGGGGACGGAGGAGCAGAAGCAGCGACAGCGGGACUGCGAUGACCCAGCAGUGACACGAAAAAUAACCGAGCAGCUGAGCCACCAGGCAGUGAGACUGAGCCUUCUGCAGAAGGAGAUUGACAACAUCUCCCUGGCUGUGAGUGAGGUAAAGAAUACGCACUCCUCCCUGGAAGAAAAAAUCAGCGAGGACAAAGGCGGGGAAUUUCAGCAUUUUCUGAAAGGUCUAAAAUCCAAAAGUCUUAAUGAUCUAAUAAGAGACAUAGUGAGAGAAGAAUUCCAAACUUUUCAAACUGACACACAAGAGACUGUGGCACAGCUCUUCAAAACUGUUUCAUGGUUAUCAGAAGAACUUGAAAGUACCAGGCAAACAAUUCGACAAGUUAAUGAAUCUGUGGUUUCCAUAGCAGUUCAGCAAAAGGCUCUAAUAAUGCAAGAAAAUAAACCCAUUUUAACCGAUAUACUAGAUUUAAAGAAAAAUGUUGUGAAUAUAAGACAAGAAAUGAAUUUUACCUGUGAGAAGCCUAUUAAAGAACUAGAAGCAAAACAGAUGCAUUUAGAAAAUGCUCUAGAACAGGAACAUUUACAGAGCAUUUUGUAUCAUGAAUCCCUCAAUAAGACGCUGUCUGACAUGAAGGAGGGUUAUGGUCAUCUUUCACCAACUGAACAAAUGUCAGAGCAGAAGAGUGUUCUGGGAACGGAAUCAGUUGGCGAUGGUGUCUCUGAGGACUUGUCUACUCUACAUGAGAAGAUACAGAGGCAGGACUUGAGGAUGUCACAAUUGUUUGAUGAUUUACAGGUCCAAGACAGCAAGAUUGACAACCUCACCAUCUCUUUGGAGAUGAAGAAAGAAUCCAUCAGGAGCGAAUGGGAAAACAUGCUAUCCAAGCACAGAAGUGAUUUGGAAAUGCAAAUUAGGGAAGCAGAAGACAAUGUGCAAAUUUUAAACCAAACUUUGGUUGAGGUUGUCUUCCCGAUGGAUAAGAAGAUGGAUAAAAUGAAAGAGCAAAUAAAUGAUUUGAUUUAUGAUAUGGAGAUUCUUCAACCUCUUCUUGAGGAAGGACCAUCUCUUAAACAAAGAAUAACAAACGGACAAUCCAAAGAAGAUGUAGUUACAAAGAAAAAGUUGGACAAUCUGACUGGUGCUGUGAAUACUCUAAAUUUUCUUCUCAAAGAACUUACAAAAAACCACAACUUGCUUAGAAGUGAAGUACAGAGUCGAAGUUAUUCCUUAGACAGACGUAUUGAUGAAUAUGCCUCAGAAAUGGAAGAUGGUCUGAAUAAAACAAUGACAAUUAUAAAUAAUGCUAUUGAUUUCAUUCAAGAUAACUAUGUGUUAAAAGAGACUUUCAGUACAAUAGAGAUUAAUUGGGUUCAUCAUGAUUGUAACCAAAAUAUGAAAACUAUUUUGACAUUUAUUUCUCAAUUCCAGCAUCUGAAUGAUUCUAUUGAGAUUUUGAUCAAUGAUAAUCAACGGUACAGCUUCGUCUUGCAAGUGGCCAAAGCCCUUGCAGAUAUUCCUAAAGAUGAGAAACUAGGUGGGUUCAGUUUUCAAAAGAUUCAUCAAAUGUUGAAUGAAACGACUUCCCAGGUGAUAAAAUAUCAGCAAAAUGUGAGUCAUUUGGAGGAAAUAGUACACUCAGCCUCAAAGAACUCAACAAAGUUUGAAACGAGAUUACAAGACAUUGAGUCUAAGCUGACGAAAAUGCUCAUACCUUAUUAUGUUUCGCUGAAAAAAGGCGGUGAGGCUACAAAAGAGAAAGACCAGGCUCUUCAACUGCAGGUGUUAAGUUCCAGAUUUAAGGCACUGGAAGCGAAAUCCAUUUAUCUUUCAAUGAAUCUCUCUUUGCUUAACAAAACCGUCCACGAAACUCUGAUGAUGUGCCAUGAUGUUUCUGCACAGACAUCAGAACUGAGUGCUACCAUCCCUAAGUGGAUAAAAGGCUCCCUAACAGACAUCCAACUUUUCCAGAAAGAUAUGAGGGAAUUUGUGGAAUCAAUCAUUGAAAUGAAAACUCAAGUUGUUCUAUCUAACUUAACUUGGUAUGUAAAUCGAUCAUUGUCUAGCGGCCUCGCCAACCCUGUCAAGUUCCAAAAGCAAUUCAAACCAUUCAUGAAGAAAUCAAUUACACCGAAGAAACCAAUGGCGAAUUUUACUAAUAUCUUAACUGGUCGGGCUCAAAGAAACACAAAUGACAUUCAAUUUCCUGAGAAAUAUCCCGACUGCAGCGGGUCCCCGUGUCGGAACGGAGGCACGUGCGUGGACGGCAGGAGCAGCUUCACCUGCGCGUGCCGACACCCCUUCACGGGCGCGCGCUGCUCGGUGCGCCUGGGCCAGGAGGACGCGCCCGCGCCAGAUUUUUCCAAAGGAUCUUACAGAUACGCGCCCAUGGUGGCGUUUUUUGCAUCUCACACGUAUGGAAUGACGACUCCUGGUCCGAUCCUGUUUAAUAACUUAGGUGUCAAUUAUGGAGCUUCCUUCACCCCGAGAACUGGAAAAUUCAGAGUUCCUUACCUUGGGGUGUAUGUUUUUAAGUACACCAUUGAGUCGUUCAGCGCUCACGUCUCUGGGUUCCUCGUGGUUGAUGGAGUAGACAAGCUCACAUUUGAGUCUGAAAAUAUUAACAGUGACACGCACUGUGAUCGGGUUUUGACUGGGGAUGCCUUGUUAGAAUUAAAUUACGGGCAGGAAGUGUGGCUGAGACUUGUGACAGGAACAAUUCCAGCCAAAUUCCCCCCUGUUACUACAUUCAGUGGUUAUUUGUUAUAUCGUACAUAA
This is a messenger RNA of Sorex araneus (European shrew), 3811 nucleotides long. RefSeq names its product multimerin-1-like. The record is from RefSeq and is a predicted model, not a curated record. Lineage: Eukaryota; Metazoa; Chordata; Mammalia; Eulipotyphla; Soricidae. Gene Ontology annotation, molecular function: calcium ion binding; extracellular matrix constituent conferring elasticity; protein binding.